AUUUUAUAAAUUGCAACAUUAACUUAAUUUUUAUUAUAUUUUUGUACUGUGGCAACUUUUCUCUCUCUUGCUCUGCGACACGGACCGAAUACACGUAUGUAAUUAUUUGCAAUCGCCGUUUUAUUUACUGAAAAGCUGAAUCUCCUGCAUCAGCGCACCAGCCCUAUCAACACACUACACCGCUGCACAUGGUCCUUCGAAGAAAGAAGCGCUGCUGGGAGACGAAACUCCAGGUUUGCAAACAAAUUUACGGCCGUGUCGCACGAGGCCAUUUUUUUUUGGUGAGCAUUGAGCAAGCAAACGGGCUCGCGAUUUCCUGUGAGACUGGUCGUCGCUACAAAAUCGCAAUACCUAUACGAUUCGACGGCCACAAUUACAAGAUCCACAGGAGGAAGCCCAGCAUCAGCAUCGAUCUAAAAUUCGAUUUCACCGUCGUCGCCGGAGUCACCUCUGCAGGUGCGAAGAGUACACUUGGCAGCAAGAUAGGGUGUUCCGCGAGAGCAAGCGAGACGGAGCACAUCGAAAUUCGAAAGAUUCGCAUUUCAUCGCACGCCCGCACGCAACAAUAGGAAUAGGACAAUCGUACGGGCGCGAAAGAGACAGCAAGUGACGCCGCAAAACUUCACAGCAGCAACAGGCGAGCUCGCGCAACCGCCAUUUUGUUGGGAAGAAUUGGAUCGCCGUCGCCGAUCAAUACUGUAUAAAAAAUAUUACAAUACUGUGUAAAAGUGUUUAAUAUAGCAGUGAAUCUUGUAAUACAUAGUUAAUAGUGUUCCUGUAAAGUUAUUAUUGAGUUAUUAACGUAAAGUACAGGUAAUAUUUGUUUUAAGAAUCGACAAGUUUAGCGAACAAUGGAAGACCUAAAGAAAAAAGUCGCCGCACGCGGUUAUGUGAAAGACAGUUACACUGCGAAGGCCUACCAACUUGACCGGGAUAUGAAUGCUAAGCCGCAAUUGGAGGAUUUUCUCAAUUACAUUGAGAACCGAGCCAAUGCACUGGAGAAUGUCGAGCAGGGACAUCAACCCCAUCCUGGUAAUAGUAGCAGUAAGGUAGCAGCAGUCGCCACUACAGGAGCAACAUGCACUUACUGUAAGUCUUAUGAACAUAAAUUGUUUAACUGUAAAAAGUUUCAGUUAUUGCCUGCAAAUGAUAGAUACACAUUUGCCAAAGAAAAAAAAGUAUGUAUGAUUUGUUUAGGUCAGCAUGGUGGCAAAUGCAGGUUUCACUUCCGGUGCUCAGAGUGCAAGAAGCCUCAUAACACUCUGCUUCACUGCAAUUUAAGUGAAACCCCACCAGCUGUCACCUUAUCAAGUAAUGUUGAUAACAAUGUACUUUUGCCUACAGCUAAAAUCAAGGUAGUAGCAAGGGAUGGUACUCAAUACAUUAUCAAGGCGUUACUGGACAGCGGAUCUCAAGUUUCAUUUAUAACCACAAAGGUUGUUCAGCUAUUAGGAUUAACGCCCUUGCAAAGUGAUACUUGUAUUAUUGGAAUCACUAAUGAAAAGAGUAAUAUUAAGUACUGCAUUCCUAUUGAAAUUCAUUCAUUAAAUUCACCAUUCAAGACAACAGUAACUUGUCAUGUACUUAAAGAUGUUACAUGCAAAUUACCGCAAAACAAAUUUGAUGUCUCUAGGGUCAUUAUACCACCCAACAUUAUAUUGGCAGAUGACCAAUUUAAUGUUCCUAGUGAAAUCAACAUGUUAUUAGGGGCUGAUGUAUUUUUCCAGACGCUAUUGCCCAACGAGCAGUGCAUGACCAUCAGCCUGCCCAGCCACAGCAACCAGUCAUCAGCUGUGCCCCGGAGUGCUGCUCAUCCACCACAACAGCCUAGUAGCACACAGCUACACGUCUUCAACACAUACUUCGGGCACAUUGUAGGAGGGAAUCUGCCACCUAAGGUAUCUCAACAAACAUGUAAUAGUGUAGUUUUGAAAUGUGAAUUAGGUCUCAAUGAGACACUUGCCAAGUUUUGGACAAAUGAAAAAGUUCCAGAGAGAUUUGUUGAACAAACAUCUGAGCAAGAACUUUGUGAAAAAAUCUUUCAAAGUUCAGUUAAAUUAGUUAAUAACCAGUUUGAAGUUCCUAUACCUUUAAAAAUACCUUUGUCAGAUGUAAACGAUACUCUUGGUGAGUCUUUUCACUUAGCAUUAAAAAGGUUUUUGAAUUUGGAAAAGAGAUUGCAUAGUAAUCCUGAUUUAUUCAUGCAAUAUCAAAAUUUCAUUCAUGAAUAUCUAUCUCUUGGUCAUGGUCAUUAUGUUGAUAUAGAAUUGUAUGAUUUAUGUAAGCAUGCAGUAUAUUUUUUGCCACACCAUGCGGUUAUCAAUAACAAUAGCAAAACUACAAAGCUUCGCACAGUGUUUGAUGGCUCAAUGAAAACAAACAAAAAAGUUUCUUUGAAUGAUUUACAACUUAAUGGGCCAGUGGUUCAAAAGGAAUUAUUUGAUAUCAUUUUAUUAUUUCGUUUAGGUAGAUACACAUUUACUACAGAUAUAAGGCGUAUGUUUAGAAAUAUUAAAAUAGACCCUCAAUACACUUCCCUUCAAAAUAUUUUGUGGAGGGACAAUCCGGACGAGCCAGUUAAGUGUAUUAGAUUAGACACAGUUACAUAUGGCUUGAAAAGUUCAAGUUACUUAGCAACUCGUUGUAUAGAUGAGCUAGCAAAUAAAUAUGAAAAGUUAUACCCACUAGCUUCAUCCAUUAUCAAAAAUAAUCAGUAUGUUGAUGAUAUUAUAUAUAGUAAUAAUAAUUUAGAAACCACUGUCAGUGCCAGAGACCAACUUCGUGAUUUGCUUAAAUUAGGUAGUUUUAACACUCAUAAAUGGUCAUCAAAUAAUGAAAAUGUGUUAAGUACUAUACCAUCAAACGAAAGACAUUUUGAUAGUUUAGAAUUGCAAAAAGAUAAUUAUUAUAUGAAAGCCCUAGGACUUCAAAUAAAUGUAAAGGAUGAUCACUUUAUAAUCUCUACUCCAGAACCAUUUGAUACAAAAAAGGUUACAAAAAGGAGCAUACUUAGUUAUAUAGGUAGAUUCUAUGACCCAAUGGGAUUUGUGAGCCCAAUUGUGGUCACAGCAAAGGCCAUAAUGCAAAAAUUAUGGUUACUGAACACAGGUUGGAAUGACAGUCCGCCUGCAAAUGUUCAGCAAGAAUGGUUUAAUUAUACCAAUAAUUUAGCUGCAAUGCAGCCUAUCCUAUUAGAUAGGAAUAUUAGUGUUUCAGAAGGAGACUCGGCAGAUUUAAUCGGCUUUGCUGACGCUUCGAGUAAGACAGCCUACGGAUGCUGUGUGUACCUGCGAGUCACAGACCAAACAGGUACAACGAAAUUGCAUCUACUUUGUUCGAAGUCGCGAAUCAAUCCUAUCCAAAAGAAAGGCAUGACUGUGCCAAGGCUUGAAUUGAAUGCUGCACUCUUGCUAUCAAAAUUGGUUUUGAGGACUCAUGAUACACUCAGAGUCAAAAUUAACAUCAGGCAUGUUUGUUUAUUCAGCGACUCGCAAAUCGUUCUUGCAUGGCUAAACACUGAGCUAACAAAACUUCAAGCUUACGUAUCGAACAGAGUAAGUGUAAUUCGUCAAAACACAUCUGGAUACAGUUGGCAUUAUGUCAAUACGCAUGACAAUCCUGCUGAUCUCAUUAGCCGAGGCGUCAACCCGAAUGAGCUGAGUAGCUGCGAUAUUUGGUGGAAUGGCCCUAAGUUCCUGCAAAACAGUGAGUACAAGUUUGCUGCUUAUAGCUCACCAGCUGAGUCACUCACAGAGGAGCGCUGCUUAGCUCCUUCCAGCAACUUGGUGUGCCAAAAUCCCAAUCCGCUUGACUAUGUGUUCAAGCGCUUGCAUAAUUACUCUAAUAUAAAUAAAAUAGUAAGGCUAUUAGCAUACAUAUUGCGAUUUUUAAACAAUAUUAACAAAAAUAAUUCUAAAAUAAAUACAAACUAUCUGCAAAGUUCUGAGUUAGAUAAUGCAUUAAUGUUACUUAUUAAAUAUGAACAAAGUAUAUAUUUUAAAUCUGAAAUCAAAGCAAUAAGCAAUAAUAAGAGCUUGAAGGGGAAUCUAGUUGAGUUGCAUCCCUUUCUUGACAAUAGGGGUCUAUUGCGCGUUGGUGGCAGGCUGCAUUAUGCUAAUAUAGCUUAUUCACAAAAACAUCCUGUCAUACUACCUAAGGGCUCUUCAAUUACUAGCUUGCUUAUAAGGUGUGAACAUGAAAGGCUACUGCACGCAGGGCCUAAGCUUUUACUCUCGCAUCUCAAUCAAAGGUUUUGGAUUGUUAAUGGCUUAUUAGAAGUUAAGAAAGUAACUCACAAAUGUAUUGUAUGUUUCAGACAAAAGGCCUUAGCAGCCAAGCAACUGAUGGGCUCCUUGCCGGCUGCACGUGUAACAGCCACCAGCAGGCCAUUUGAGAAAGUCGGCGUGGAUUUCGCUGGGCCAAUUGAUGUGAAACUCUCUCGCGUAAGACGAUCUUUAAUAGGUAAAGGGUAUAUCUGUGUAUUCGUAUGUUUCGCGACAAAAGCAGUUCACUUAGAACUUGCAUCAGAUUUGACCACGGAAACCUUUCUUGCGUGCUUAAGGAGAUUUAUCUCCAGACGAGGUUUGCCCACCGAAAUUCACUGCGACAAUGCAAGUACUUUUAAAAGUGCAAGGAGUCAAUUAGUUGAGCUCUACAAGCUGCAAGCUUCGCAGAGCCACCAAAUGCAGGUUCAAAGAUUUACCGCCGAGCGUGGGAUACAAUUUCACUUUAUACCAUGUUACUCACCUACAUUUGGCGGGCUCUGGGAAGCGGCAGUUAAGAGCACGAAGUUUCACUUAAAAAGAAUAUUACAAAAAACCGUUCUAACUUAUGAACAGCUUAAUACUGUAUUAACUGAAAUCGAAGCAGUGCUUAAUUCUAGGCCACUCUUACCUUUAUCUUCAAACUCUGAUGAUUAUUGUUAUUUAACACCUGGUCACUUUAUUAUAGGUAGUGCUUUGUCAAUGUAUCCUGAAAUAAAUGUAUGCAACGUUCCACAAAAUAGACUUAAGUUUUGGCAACUAUGUAAUUCUUUAAAACAAUCCUUUUGGAAAGUGUGGCACCAAUGUUAUUUAAAUUUAUUACAAAACAGGCCUAAGUGGCGUGAUACAGUUUGUAAUGUUAAGUUAGGCAACUUAGUUAUUUUAAAAGAGGACAAUAUUCCUCCUAUGUCAUGGCCAAUGGCACGAAUUGUUAAAUUAUUUCCAGGACAUGAUGGAAAAAUUAGGGCAGUUGAUGUUAGGACACCAAAUGGGAAAACCCAUACCCGUGCCAUCAAUAAAAUUUGUUUACUGCCAAUAGAAUAUGAUGAUAGUACUUAAGAAAUUGUAUUAAUGUUUAAUAAUAAGUCAUAUUUGUAAAACCAUAUAAGUUAUAGUUUUUUACUCUUAUGUAGUGUAAAACAUAAUUGUAAGUUAUUGUAUAAGUAAUAAAUAGAUAAAUACAUAGCAUAAAUAAUAAUGUAACCUUCACUCUAGUUUCUUUUGAUUUAUUUCAAAUAAUUGUUAUUUGUGUUUUCUGUGAGGCCGCAGCAUGUUGGAUUUUAUAAAUUGCAACAUUAACUUAAUUUUUAUUAUAUUUUUGUACUGUGGCAACUUUUCUCUCUCUUGCUCUGCGACACGGACCGAAUACACGUAUGUAAUUAUUUGCAA
Messenger RNA from Helicoverpa zea (corn earworm), 5651 nucleotides. RefSeq lists its product as uncharacterized. Gene Ontology annotation, molecular function: nucleic acid binding. The coding region runs from base 852 to 5321 and encodes 1489 amino acids. The transcript has 2 exons. Lineage: Eukaryota; Metazoa; Arthropoda; Insecta; Lepidoptera; Noctuidae. Gene Ontology annotation, biological process: DNA integration. The record is from RefSeq and is a predicted model, not a curated record.